AUGACCAACGUUUGUCAAAGCUCAUUUACGGACUCCGAUAUAGCUAAAAAUAUGACACUUGGUCGGACCAAAGCUACUUCGAUUAUAAAAAACGUAACUGGUAAGAAACAACAUGCGAUUGUUUGUGAGCUUUUAAAGAACAACACAUUUUCCUUGUGCGUGGACGAGUCCACGGAUCUUUCAAAUAUGAAAUCGUUAUGUUUGGUUGUUCGAGUUUUUGUUGAUUAUCAAAUACAUGAUCUUUUCUUUGGAUUACUUAAUGUUGAUCAGUGUGAUGCUAAAAGUUUAUAUAAUUUAGUAGUUGAUCAAUUUAAUAGAAAUAGUAUAGAUUACAAAAGAAACAUGAUUGGAUUUGCCGCCGAUGGAGCAUCUUAUAUGUAUAAAUGUAUAUGUCAUUCUUUGGCUUUAUGCUCUUCAUAUGCAUGUCUGCAACUACCUUCAGCAGUUGAGACAUUGGCAAGGAAUAUUUUUAAUUACAUUUCUAACAGUCCUAAAAGAUGCAACCUAUAUAAAGAAAUCCAAAAACUGUUGGACAUUCGUCCAAAAAAAAUGUUGCAUCCAAGUCAAACAAGGUGGUUGUCUUUAGAAUCGGUUGUUAUCCGGAUUUUGGAACUUUAUGAACCCUUAAAAAUUUACUUUCCAUUUGCGGCCAAUAAUUUCAUUUACUACUAUGAAUACCCAGCUUUUUAA
Messenger RNA from Musca vetustissima, 690 nucleotides. RefSeq lists its product as uncharacterized. The record is from RefSeq and is a predicted model, not a curated record. The transcript has 3 exons. Bases 1 to 690 code for a protein of 229 amino acids. NCBI's taxonomy places the organism in Eukaryota, Metazoa, Arthropoda, Insecta, Diptera, Muscidae.